Molecule: messenger RNA, 474 nt
Organism: Morchella importuna
Lineage: Eukaryota; Fungi; Ascomycota; Pezizomycetes; Pezizales; Morchellaceae
Exons: 5
Coding region: 1-474 (157 amino acids)
Source: RefSeq, a predicted model, not a curated record
AUGGGGCCGGUACCCACGUUCUCCAGGCGCCUCAAGCGCGAGUUGCUCAACAUGCAGAAAGAACUCCCCGCUGGAAUCCACAUAGCCACCGCCGACGACCUGUCAACAUGGGAAAUGGAUCUUGAAGUCCUGGACCAAAACCCGAUCUAUCACGGGAAAACGUUCCGUUUAAGGUUCAAAUUUGGCAAAAACUAUCCGAUCGAGCCGCCAGAAGUUAUGUUUGUAAGAACGGCAGAUAGAGAAAUACCAAUGCAUCCGCAUGUCUAUUCCAAUGGCAUAAUAUGUCUCGAUCUCCUAUCCACCGGUCACGGCUGGAGCCCCGUACAAAAUGUCGAAAGUGUCUGCGUGAGCAUCCAAUCGAUGCUUACUGGUAACACCAAGAACGAGAGGCCAGAAGGUGAUUCACAGUUUGUAAUGACCCCUAUGAGGAGCGUGAGGGAUAUCAAUUUCGUAUAUGACGACCCGACUGUGUGA